Messenger RNA from Corylus avellana, 1069 nucleotides. RefSeq names its product RAB GTPase homolog A4D (gene RABA4D). Gene Ontology annotation, molecular function: GTPase activity; GTP binding. NCBI's taxonomy places the organism in Eukaryota, Viridiplantae, Streptophyta, Magnoliopsida, Fagales, Betulaceae. The record is from RefSeq and is a predicted model, not a curated record.
CUGCCAAUGUCCAAUAAUUCCUGAUCUUAAUUUCCCUCUCAAGCCAUAACCCUAAUUCUCAAUCCCCAUUCUCUCGUCCCAGCCAAUCCCCAUUAAUUUCCUAAAUUCAUGUUGAAAUCCAAGCUUCGGAUCCUAUACAAUGAGAGUAUAUGCAUAUGAUUGAUCCCAAAAAGAUUCGCAUCACAGUGUACGGAGAUUAUAUGUCCGAAUCUGUGGGACGUUCGAGAGGCAAUUGAGAAUGUCGAACUUGUACGGAGAUUACAACCAGAAGAUCGACUACGUGUUCAAGGUGGUGCUGAUCGGAGAUUCGGCGGUGGGGAAGACUCAGUUGCUGGCUCGGUUUGCCAGGAACGAGUUCAGCGUGGAUUCGAAGGCUACAAUUGGGGUCGAGUUCCAAACGAAGACGCUCGUCAUCGACAACAAGACGGUCAAGGCUCAGAUAUGGGACACUGCCGGCCAAGAGAGGUACAGAGCAGUCACAAGUGCAUACUACCGAGGUGCAGUUGGGGCAAUGUUAGUAUUUGACAUGACUAAGCGUCAAUCAUUUGACCACAUGGCAAGAUGGUUGGAAGAACUGAGGGGGCAUGCUGACAAGAAUAUCGUUAUUAUGAUAAUAGGCAACAAGUGUGACUUGGGAAGUCUUCGAGCUGUGCCAACUGAAGAUGCCCAGGAGUUUGCUCAAAGAGAGAACCUAUUCUUUAUGGAGACAUCAGCUCUUGAGGCCACCAACGUUGAAACUGCAUUUUUUACUAUUCUAACAGAGAUAUACCGGAUUUUGAGUAAGAAGAAACUUGCUGCCAAUGAAGAGCUAGAUUCCACGGGGAAUUCGGGGCUUCUCAAGGGAACCAAGAUCAAUGUUCCUUGCCAAGAACAGGAACCCAGCAGGAAAAGCUGCUGCUUUUCCUCCUAAUUUAGCUUUGAACUCCUCUUGUCAUUUAUUUAGUUGUUUGUCUAUUUAUUGUUCUAAAUGUUUUCGUUUAGGUUCCAUUCUUUUCAACAAAAACACACAUUUUGUAGGAGGAGGAUAUAUAUAUUCAUGUUGUUGGGCGAGGGCAUCAGUUAAACUGAU